CAACUGUUUGGUUCAUGCUAUUUCUGAAAGCCUCUCUCGAUUUCGUCUCCCAAACAGAUCAUCGACGAAGCAAAACCUCUCUCUCCAAAUCCAUCACCAACCCACGUCGGUUCUUCACAAAUCACCCUUACCCAUCUCUCAAUCUCACCCCAUAUCUCAAUCUUUCUUUCUCAGAUUCACAGGUAAAAACAGGGGAAUGAACGUAAAUUUCACGUGUUGCGGAGUGUUGCUAACAUGCACCAUGUGGGUACGUGUGUAAAGGUUUGGACAAGGGUUGGGAGGUGAGAGAGUGAGUGGGAUGUCGAAUCAGGUGGUGAAUGUGAGGAGAGAGACGAUUGCGGCAUGCAUGACAUGCCCACUCUGCAACAAGCUCCUCAGAGACGCAACGACUAUCUCUGAAUGUCUUCAUACGUUUUGCAGGAAAUGCAUAUAUAAGAAGAUUUCGGAUGAGGAAUUAGAAUGCUGUCCAAUAUGCAAUGUUGAUUUAGGUUCUGUCCCAUUGGAGAAGCUAAGGCCAGACCACAACUUGCAAGAUGUAAGAGCCAAGAUCUUCCCUUUCAAAAGAAGAAACAUGAAGGCACCUGAAGCUGCACCUUCUGUUACAUUACCAGUGAGAAGAAAGGAGAGAUCACUUUCAUCAUUAGUGGUCAGUACUCCGAGAGUAUCAACACAGACUGCUAUGACAGGAAGAAGAUCUAAAGCUGUAUCAAGAAAGGCAUCUGCUUUACGAGGUUCCAGUUUUCCAAUUGAGAAACCUGUUAAGAAAGAGGAAGAUUCCGUGGAAGAUCGCCCAGAAAGCUCUAGCUCACCUGAGACUCUAAACAAAUUUACUCAGAAUAUAAGGCAGAAUUCUUCUAAUGCUGAGACGUCCAGCCGCCCUAAGCCUGAAAAAGAAGCAGAAAAUGGUGCUGAAACAUGGGAAGGGAAAGUUGAUCUCUGGAAACCUUUAAAUUUUUUGGUGGAAGUUGCAAAUAGGAGUAAGUCUUCAAAGUAUACUUCACAAGGGUCUGCUGCUAAAUUGGAGCCUCUACAUGCCCCUGACAGUGAAGGUCACAUUCGCAAAACAAAAGUUAAGGAACAUGGAACCAAACAUAGAGUACAAGACAAAAAGGAUAGCACUGAUCCUGUCCCUCUGGAUUCAGUCAAACCUAAAAAGUUGCGGAGGUUUUGCCCUAAAAAGGCAGCCACUUCUGGGGAAUUAGGUGUUUCACCCCAAGCUGUGCUAGAUGCUCCUAGUGCUAGAAGCGAAAAAAGAAUUGGUCCAAUUUGGUUCUCACUAGUGGCUUCUGAAGAGCAGCCUUCUUCAUUUUGUGAUUUCUAUACUUGGUUCAGGGAAGGCCAUGCACCCCUGCCUCAAAUAUCUGCAAGUUACUUGAGAAUAAAGGAUGGGAAUGUACCUGUUUCUUUUAUCCAAAAGUACCUGAUGAGGAAACUAGAUCUUACAAGCGAAGAUGAGGUUGAGAUCAAAUGUAUGGGUCAAUCAGUACUCCCCACAUUGCAACUGAAUAAUUUGGUCGAUUUGUGGAUACAAACUAAUUCAACAUCACAAAGGGUGCCAGCAUCAAUUGGCUCCUCUGCAAAGGAUUUUGUGAUGGUGUUGGCUUAUGCUCGCAAAGUUCCAGCUUCAUAAAACAUGCUUUCCUCCAUUCUUUUAUGCUUCAAAUUCCUCAAUAACCCAUAUCGUAUGAUCUCAUGAGCAUGCAUUUGCAUUGUGCAACAGUUUCUUACUACUGUUACGAUCACCUACAGUAGGGUACGUUUAUGAACUACCAGUGUACCCUCCUGAUGAAUUGAAAUGACAGCAAGUGUUUUCAAUACCUUAUUGCGAUGUGCUAGGAUUGGCAAUUGAUUGGUUGUUACAAUUAUUGUCGAGAUGUCAAAGCUCUUGUAUCUAUAGAUGUGUUUGGUAGUUCAUCUGUAAGUGAAUUUUGACAAUGUUUCACUUCUUUUUUUUGUCACCUUCAACUUGUAACAAUGUAUUUUUAUUGAAACCAAUAGGAUUUUGUUUC
Camellia sinensis is the source of this 2009-nucleotide messenger RNA. Lineage: Eukaryota; Viridiplantae; Streptophyta; Magnoliopsida; Ericales; Theaceae. The record is from RefSeq and is a predicted model, not a curated record.